Messenger RNA from Monopterus albus (swamp eel), 1335 nucleotides. RefSeq names its product GATA zinc finger domain containing 1 (gene gatad1). Lineage: Eukaryota; Metazoa; Chordata; Actinopteri; Synbranchiformes; Synbranchidae. The transcript has 5 exons. The record is from RefSeq and is a predicted model, not a curated record. Gene Ontology annotation, biological process: regulation of DNA-templated transcription; chromatin organization. Gene Ontology annotation, molecular function: sequence-specific DNA binding; zinc ion binding. The coding region runs from base 263 to 1003 and encodes 246 amino acids. Gene Ontology annotation, cellular component: nucleus.
CCCCAACCACCGAAGAAGAGCCAAUGUCAGGUGAUAGCACAGAAGAAGAAGAAGAAGAAGCAAUGGCGCUUGUAGCGGUGAUGAUUUGGAUAUACAAAUUUUAAUUUAACGCUAUCGUCAGUAGCUAGCUGACUAAAGUCUAACUGUUGUAUGGUGCUAUGUAUUAUUGACGAUAAACAGUUAGCUGGAGCCGACUGAGCUCGUUGUUGGACUAGUGUUAUUCAUUUCAUCGCACCCCGGCGUCGUUUUCUGACCGUCAACGAUGCCUCUGGGCUUGAAACCAAGUUGCGCUGUCUGCAAGACGAACUCUUCGUCGAUGUGGAAGAAAGGGAACCAGGGAGAAAUCCUCUGUAACAACUGCACAGGAAAGAGCAGCGGUAGCGGCGGAACAUCGGGACCCUCUGUGUCCUCCACUACACAGCCCAGCAAUGGCGGGGGCAAGCAGUCAAAGCAGGAGAUCCACAGGAGAUCUGCAAGGUUGAGAAGCACUAAGUAUAAAGCUCCUGCAUCUGAGAAGAAAGUGUCAACAAAGGGGAAAGGAAGAAGACACAUAUUCAAGUUGAAAAAUCCAAUCAAAGCACCAGAAUCUGUUGCAACAAUCAUCACUUCAGAAUCUUUAUUUUAUAAGGGUGUGUACUACCAGACAGGAGACGUGAUCAAAGUAACAGAUGAAGAGGACGGGAAGCCAUACUAUGCUCAGAUUCGAGGCUUUGUGCAGGACCAAUACUGUGAAAAGAGUGCAGCACUGACCUGGUUAAUCCCCACACAGGCCAGCCCAAAGAACCACUUUGACCCCGGCACAUACAUUGUUGGUCCAGAAGAGGAUCUGCCCAGAAAGAUGGAGUACCUGGAGUUUGUAUGUCAUGCCCCCUCUGAGUAUUUCAAGUCACGGAGCUCUCCAUUUCCCACGAUCCCCAUCCGAACAGAAAAAGGUUACAUCUGGACCCACAUAGGACCCACACCAGCCCUCACUGUCAAAGAGUCUGUGGGUGGCAGCAGUUAACAGUACUUUGAUAUGGACCCAAUCUGUUGCUUUUGAACAGACAUUUGUACAUUUACUUAAUAUAAUGAAAACACAAACCGUUCUUACCUACAGCCAUUACUUCAGAUUAAAGAUGAAUUGUAAUUUGAUACAUCAGAAACCAGGUGAAACAUUGGACUAUUUUGUAUUUCAUUUACAAAAAAAGCUAAUUUUCAUUGAUUUUUUUGUCUCUCAUUGUUAAAAAAAUUCAUUCAUUCAUUGUGUGGCUGCCUGGGCAGUAAGUCAACAUGUCUUUUGUUUGACUCUCUAUUUGCCUUUUGUGAAUUAAGCUGUAAAUAGCCUAAUUAUGGUAA